AUGGCAUCCAAUUUGAAUUCUGGUGACAUGGAUGAGGAGCGUCGAUUGAAAGAGGAGAACAUGUUUCUUUUACGUGAACUUAAAUUGAGUGAAUUAAGUGAAGCCGAAGAAGCAACAGCUCGCGAAGAACUAAAAAUCUACGAUGAUUUCGAACGACAAGUACAAACACUCGAUGGGACCGAUAAGCAGAAAAUCGACGAAUGUGAAUGGGAGGUUAAGGAUCUAGAAGAACAAAUUACCAAAGCGGAUAAAGAACUUGACCAAAUGCAAAAUGACUUGGACAAUGCCGAACAAGUACAAAACUCGCAUGCGAAUGAACUUAGAACCUUGACGGAUGCUUUUGCUAGCGUGACGAAUGAGAGCGAAACUGUUCAACACGAACUUCAACAAAUAAGAGAAGAGCAAUAUCUUUUAACUGUUGAAGAGGAUAGAUUAAAAUUAUUAGUUAUCGAACAGAAACAAAUACUAAUGAAUGAAACUGCCAAAAUGACUGAGAUUGAGCAACAAAUAGCUAUUUUGGAUAAUCAAAAACGUUUAUUCCAAGAACAACUACAGAAAUUAAAUGAAAUAUUGAAACCAAAUGAGACAAGUUUAUUAUCACUUGAAGAGCAAAUAAAAACUCUCGAUCGUGAACUGAGAAAAUUAGAAGUUGAAGAAAAGACAUUACAAGAGCAAUUAGAACAAUCGAAACGUGACGUUGAACAUCUCGCUGAACAGCUGCAAACAACUCAAAACAAUCUAGCUGAAUGUACGAAAAAGGUACAGGAACAAGAGGAUCUCAUGCGCGAAUUGGAACAAAAUCAACAACGCAUCGAUAUGGAAAUCGAAGCUUUGCAAGAGUCAAUUAAAAUCAUUGAAGAAACAAUGCAACAAAAUGAAAAACAGAAGCAGGAUUUAACGGUAUUGAUUCAACAGAAAAACCAAGAGAGGUUAGCUGCUGAAAACGAGCAGACACGCGCGAAAGAGGCUGUUAAGCAAGCAGCAAAAGCUCUCGCAGACUUGGAAAAAGAGCUAGCUACUUUGCAAACAAGACUGACAAAACUGAUUCAGGAAAGAAACCAACUAGAGCAGCAAUGUCGUCAAGCGGCGAAUUUGGUCGAAGAGACAAAGCAACAAGUUGAAAGAGCAGAAGAGCAUGUGGAGCGCUUGCAAAAUGAACUGAAUGCAGUUAAUCAACAAUUACAGGAUAAACAAGUAGAAUUAACGCGUGUUCAAAGUGAAGGAAGAGAGUUACAAAAUCUGUUAGAGAGAGAGACAGCUAUUCUUGAACAAAUAAAUGCAGCCGUUGUUAAACUUGUCGAACAAGUUCAUCAGGCAAACGCUCAACUCAAAGCGGAUUUAGAACGGUUGAGACAAUUAACAGAAUAUCUUCAUCAACAGGAAAAAUUAGAGCUACAACUGCAAAAAGCAUACGACGAUCAAGUAACGGCAACUAAUCGCGCACAAGACCGAGCUAAUGAAGCUGAUCGACGAGAAAGAGAGAUGAAACAAGCUGUAGACAAAGCUAUUCGUGAACAACAACAGGCAGAAGCUGUCGUGGGCCGCUUAGAGUCUUCAUUAGCUGCAGAUGAACUAGCAUUAGCAUUGGCUUUAGCAGCUCUUGCUACUGCGCUACUGGUGCCAGUUGCUGGUGAAAUUGCUGCUAUUCCAAUAGUAGCUUCAAUUGCUCUGUUUAGAGCGGCGAUUGCCAGAUGGAAGAGCCAAUUAAAUGCAGCAAGAGCAAGAUUAUCACGAGCAAGUACCGAGCGUGAUCACGCUAUCAACUUGCAUACGCGCGCGAUGACGGAGAAACAAUUAGCUAAUGAUACACUGGCCAACGAGAAAGGAAAGUUAGGAAUUUGUAAAACAAAUUGGGAAAAUCAAAUACAAGUGAAAAAUGUAGCGCAGCGUGCAGUUGAUGAACAAAAUGCUGUCGUUAAAGCUGAUACUAAGCAUCUGGAAGAUGUUCAACAUCAACUAGCUGAAGGCAGAGAGCAACAAAGACAGCAAGCGACUAAAGUAGAUGGUAUCAAUAUUCAACUGAAAGAAAAGCAAAAUCAAAUUGAACAACGUAAAGCGGAACAAAAAGCAUUAGAAUUAAAACAAAAACGGACUCAAGAUACAUUGACCCAAGCCAACGGCGUUUUGGAAAAAGCAGAAAAAGCACACGAAAAGGCUAAGAAAGACCAUGAUGAUUUACAAAGGCAGCACAAAGCUAAAAUUGAACAAGUGAAAACAACAGAGAGUUUAAUUCAAACGAAGCAAACUCAACUAGUAAAUGUACGGUCUGAUUAUCAUUUCAAAGAAAUCGCUGUGUCGAAAAUUGAGAAUAAACUUAAUCUGAUUAAUCAAGAUCUGGGAACAGCAGCAGAAAGAGAACAGAAAUUAAACGAACAAAUUCAAAUUCAAAAGAAUAAUCUUGCCGCGAAGAAUGAACAAAAGACGGACCUUAUUUCCAGGAAAGAUGUUCUUGAUAGAAAACUCAAACAAACUGUAGUAGAAAAGGUCAAGCAAGAAGAUCAGGUGCAACGUCUUAAUCAACAACUAGAGAUACAAAACCAAGUGAUGAUGGACAAAACUGCACAAAUACAUACAGUUUCAACAGAUUUGGAUAAGAAGAAGCAUCGAAAGAUUCAAAUGGAAACUCAACAUGCCGAACAAACAGCUCAAGCGAAACUCAUCCACUCGCAAAUUGAUGAAUUUCAACGAAGUCUUACACAAAACCAAAUGGCGUCAGAACGACUUCAAAACCACAAAGAGAAUCAGGAAAAGGCACAAAAGAUUGCUGAAGAUCACAUACUGAACACUAAUCAAAUUCAGAAACAACUCAGUGAUAAUUUGAGAUUAAAAUCUAACAACAUCGCCAUAAAAGAGAGAGUUCACGCAGAAUGCGAACAACGACACAGAGAUCUAACUGAUAAAAUCGACAAUGCUCGAACAGUCCAAGCUAGUUUAGACAAAAAAGUUCAAGAUCUGAACGACCGAUGGGUAGCUAAGCGAAUGAUGAUGACUCAAUAUGUCAACGAGGUUCGCGGAUUAAGCGAGAAUAUAUCUGAUAUCAAACUCAAACGACGGGAACGUCUUGAAGAGCAAAGAAAAAGAGCAAAGAAUGAAAAUGUUCAAGUAAAUCAGCAAAGAAAGUAUACGAGAAAUGUUAACCAUUAA
Adineta ricciae is the source of this 3144-nucleotide messenger RNA. NCBI's taxonomy places the organism in Eukaryota, Metazoa, Rotifera, Eurotatoria, Adinetida, Adinetidae. The record is from the annotation of a GenBank genome assembly.